CUGAUGGGGUCAGAGAAAGCAGUGCCGAUUACGAUAGGUGCAGACGACGUACAGCUGGCAGAACUCGGCUACAAGAGCGAAUUCAAACGAGAGUUCUCGCUUCUAGAAACGAUAGCGUUCUCGUUUUCGAUUAUGGCAGUUAUCACGGGAAUGUCAUCGACACUGUCUCUUUCUCUCCCGUCGGGCGGCCAUGUUGGUCUGAUAUGGGGAUGGAUUAUUCCUGUUCCCUUUGUAAUGUGCGUCGCAGCAGUAAUGGCUGAGAUGACAUCUUCUAUGCCAACGAGCGCGGGCCUGUAUUACUUCUCUGCAAAGCUGGCGCCACCUGAGUACUCGGCGCUCGCCAGCUGGAUAACUGGAUGGUCAAACAUAAUGGGUCAAGUCACAUUGUUGUGUGGCAUAGACUUCACCUGCGCAGAGAUGAUCACGACUGCUAUCGCUGUUGGGACCGACGGUCGUGUGACACCCGGUACAGGACCCACCUAUGGGAUCCUACUCGCUAUACUCUUUCUCCACGGUUUGCUAUGUUCUGCGGCGACUAGGGUUCUCGCGCGCAUGAAUUUAUUCUACAGUUUCGUGAUUCUGGGGACAACAAUCGCUGCAAUUAUUUCGCUACUCGUCUGCUCGCGUGGGAACAGAGUGUCGGCCAAGGAUGCCUUCACAUUGUUCGAGAAUGAGACCGGGUGGGAUAAUGCAGGGUGGGCCUUCUUACUCGCAUUUGUCGUACCGAUGUGGCAAUUCACUGGAUAUGACUCUGCGGCCCACAUCUCCGAAGAGACAGCAGGAGCAGCACGUGCGGCACCCAUUGCUAUCAUAACCUCUGUCGCGUCAGUGGGGGUUCUCGGAUGGAUACAGGCCAUUGCGGCUUCAUUUGCUAUCGCGUCAGUGCAUGAUCUCCUCCAGACGGAACUCUCCCUGCCCAUGGGCCAGCUAUAUCUCGAUGUUGUUGGCAAGAAUGGUAUGCUGGCCAUUUGGAGUUUGACGACGAUUGCCCAGUUCCUAUGCGGUGCGGCGCAGGGCGUGGAUGCGUCGCGUGUGGUUUUCGCCUUCGCCAGAGACAACGCUCUCCCUGGGUCGCGCUGGUGGAAGAAGAUAAACUAUCACACGCGAACGCCAGUGAACGCUGUAUGGCUUGUCAUAGCGCUUUCCGCGCUAUGCGGUCUACUUGGCUUCUCCUCAACUGCGCUUACAUCCCUAGCUAGUGCAUCUGUCAUCGGGCUAUACACGUCGUACACGACGCCUAUCUUCUUGCGGGUCACAUCCGGACGAGAGAGACUCGUUCCUGGUCCUUUCUCUCUCGGAUGGUGGUACAUUCCAAUCGGCUGGAUUGCAGUAGCAUGGGUCGUCUUCAUAGUAAUCUUGCUGUGUUUUCCAACAGUGCAAGCGGUGAAUGCACAGGAUAUGAAUUAUGCCGUGAUCAUCGCUAUGACGGUGUUCAUUUUCGCAUCCUGCUCUUGGAUGCUGUCCGCCAGGAAGUGGUUCGUGGGCCCGGUCCCAAACGUCGAUGACAGGAGUAGUACCGUUACCUCAACGUCUGACAAAUCUUGAUGGGUUGUAUUGUUUCGCAUUAAUUGUAGACACUCGGAGGUAUCCCUCCGACAGUAGAAUGCGCGCUCGGCGUUUGGGUGAUCGUUUCCCGCAUCCCUAUAGCAAUCAUAGUC
Messenger RNA from Laetiporus sulphureus 93-53, 1658 nucleotides. RefSeq names its product amino acid transporter. Lineage: Eukaryota; Fungi; Basidiomycota; Agaricomycetes; Polyporales; Laetiporaceae. Gene Ontology annotation, biological process: transmembrane transport. The transcript has 11 exons. Gene Ontology annotation, molecular function: transmembrane transporter activity. The record is from RefSeq and is a predicted model, not a curated record. Gene Ontology annotation, cellular component: membrane. Bases 4 to 1545 code for a protein of 513 amino acids.